Messenger RNA from Trypanosoma rangeli, 876 nucleotides. RefSeq lists its product as uncharacterized. The transcript has a single exon. The record is from RefSeq and is a predicted model, not a curated record. The coding region runs from base 1 to 876 and encodes 291 amino acids. NCBI's taxonomy places the organism in Eukaryota, Euglenozoa, Kinetoplastea, Trypanosomatida, Trypanosomatidae.
AUGCUCAACACAACCCACACUGACGCUGACGCGGAGCACGUGGUGGUUUUUGUGUCCUUCCAAACGGCUCUAUUUGUGGAGGGGUCAGCGUACACAGCGGAACUUGGGAACUGUGUACCCGUUGAGGGGUACUUCAUGGUUGUCGCUAACCCUUGGGGACCGAGAGCGACAUACGAAGUGAUUUACGAUAAAGGGUUUGCCUAUUCUCCGUCAGUCAGACUGUUUACCGGUAUAAAGAACUGGACAAGGAGGAUUACAGAUCGCCUUACGUUGAAACAUGGCAUUUCGCCACAGUUGCGAAGACAAUGUUUAGAGAGAUUGCCAACAAAACUGCAUGUCUUGAGGUCUAUGCGGGCAUUUGAAGAGGCUGUGCAGAAGACGGAUAAUUCUAUGAUGUUUGUCAAAAACGAGACGUUGCCGCUGGUUUCUCAGUUGGAAUGCGUACUAGAUGCUGUGCAGCGUGUUAAAAGACGAAUUUGCCCCACUGCAUCAGAAGGCAAAAUUGUUUUUUUGACACUUCGAGAGCGGCUUGAUAGUGUGCACGCCUCAAUGCGGUGGUUUGGUAGUGGACUCGCUCAGUUACCCCCAUACGCGGUUGUUGCAUUGGAGGAUCUUAUUCCUGCCUCGGAGGACUUAAUUGAAUUGUAUGCGAAAACCGUCCGGUCGCUGAAUUCCAAUAGGUGUGCCGUGCACCCCACGAACCAUAAAAACUGUUCUGGCCUUCCGUACAACUGCUGCCGUGAAGAUGUCCGUCUGCUUCAACAUGUAGGGGAGCAUCUUAUCGACUACCUUGAAGAGGUCGGUGCGGAUGGUUUGCCUAAGCUAGUUGUCCCACCGAAAGUUCAUGUAUCGGACGGUGAUAGUUCAACUGACUAG